AUGCAAAUUUUUUUCAUAUUCUUCUUUAUUCAUAUUCACAUAAUUGUGUUCUCGAUAAAAACUGAAAUAAAAUUUAGUCUUAAUGUUCCAUCAUUAUUUCGAUGUAAACGAAAUGGACGUGUUUUUUAUUUUGAUAAUUUUCCAACAGAUCGAUUAUUUAAUCAAACUAUAACAAAUCAAAUCAAGAAUUGUGAUUUAUCUUUGAUAACACCAGAUAAACGUAUUAUAUUUGAUGUUGACAAACUUAUUUCACAAUGUAAUUUUCAAUUUUCAAACUUAGAAGAUCGUAUUAAUGAAAUAUUAUUUUUUAAAUCAAAUUGUUCAAUAGAUGAUCGAUGUAUACGAUUAACACCAUCAUUUGCAACAAUAAUUACAAAUCAUAGAACUACCAUAUCAAACAAACCAACAUUAAUCGAUUUUGAUAUAAGAGGAAUUGGAACAGAAAAUAUUCAAAUAGGUGAAGAAGAUCAAUAUGUUUUUUCUUCGAAUGAUGAUGGUUAUACAAAAAGAGGUUUUAGGAAAAAUCAAAUCGUUUUUAAAAUGAAACAAGAUAAAUAUCUAAAUAUGAUGUGCGAAUAUACUUAUAUAAAUGAUCCAAAAAAUAAAAAAUCUAUUUGUCGUUUUCAAUAUGGGAUUUUCAAAAAUUUUAUUCAAAUAAGAAGUGGAAAAAUGACUUCAUCAGGAGAAGGUUGGACAUGGCUAUGUUAUUAUUAUCCAUCGGAUGCCGAAGAUCCAAUGGAUGACACCAUGAUUAGUAAAGCUAUAGAAGAUUUGGAAAAAACAAAUUUAUCUACAGUUCGUAUUUCACCGGUAUAUCAACUUUCGAACUUAACCGAAUUCUUAGAUAAUUCUUCAAUGCCAUUAAAUCAGACGAAUAAAGGCUCAUUAAUGCCCAUAUUUAUUCUUCUAUUGAUACUAAUUAUUGUUGGUGGAAUAUUUUAUAUCUAUAAAAAAAACUACCAAGUUGAAUUAAAAGCAUCUGAUGAUUCUGUUCUUGCACGAUCAUCAGUAGAAUCACAAAAUUCUAUUGUAUCGAAUGAGAGUUUGUUGAACCAAAUUUUUUUUGAAUAA
Molecule: messenger RNA, 1071 nt
Organism: Rotaria sp. Silwood1
Lineage: Eukaryota; Metazoa; Rotifera; Eurotatoria; Philodinida; Philodinidae
Source: the annotation of a GenBank genome assembly